UUACACAAAAUGCCAGACCUCGCCAAUCUCUCUCUCUCCUCAUCGCUAGCCCUAGCUCGGUGUCCGGCUCUCAAGCCGCUCUCUGACGACUCUGCCGCCGAGUCGCCAAGUGCCGACUCGUCCGCGCAGGUUCUUGCAUUGACAACCGAUGGAGACUACUGUGAUGAUUGGGAUCGGAGCUCGAGGCUUGAGGCUUGUGGUAAUGGAAAUGGGAGUGCCAUCAAGGUUGUGAGGCGGAGCCGCGGCUCAAUUGUGCGAGCCAAGAAAGUGAGCUGUUUUGAGGAACACGUGAUGGCUUGGAUUCGGAAGAAGAUGGAGUUAGGAGCCUUGCCGUCAAAAUAUUACCUUCCGUUUCUCAACGGUGCGCAGAAAAUGGCUGAAUGCCUUGUUUGCCAUAAGACCAUCUACCCUGGGGAGGAGUUGUUAUGCACAGUUCGUGGUUGCCAAGGAGGAUAUCACCUAAUAUGUGCAAAAGAAAGACUUGGGAUCUCUAAUACCAAAAAAUUCAAGUGUCCGCAACAUGCAUGCUUCAUUUGCCGACAGAAAUUGCAGUGGCGAUGUGUGCGAUGUGAAAUAGCAUCACAUGAUAAAUGCGCACCAUGGUCAGAUAAAGUAAUUCAUUUGAAAGACCAACCAGGACGAGCAAUUUGUUGGAGACAUCCAGCUGAUUGGAAGCUAGAUCAGAAGCAUGCAGAGGCAACAUGUGAUAUAGAGGAAGUUUUUUCUCGCUUGCCUCUACCUUAUGUCGAUGAGGAGUUCAAGAUUGACUUCACAUGGAAAGAUCUCGUGGGGAAUAAAUUGGAGCCGCCUCCAUAUGUUCACAUAAAGCGCAAUAUUUACCUUGUAAAGAAGAAACGUGAUAAUUCUGAUGAUGGAAUUGGAUGCACAAGUUGUAGAUCUGAAUGCUGUGAGGACUGUGUGUGCAGGGUUCAAAGCAUUAGCUGCUCAAAGGCUUGCCACUGUUCAGAAAAUUGCACCAAUAGACCAUUCCGCAAGGAAAAGAAGAUCAAACUUGUCAAGACUGAAUUUUGUGGGUGGGGGGUGGAGGCUGCUGAACCCAUCAGUAAAGGAGAGUUCAUUAUCGAGUAUAUAGGGGAAGUAAUUGAUGAUGCUUUGUGCGAACAAAGGCUGUGGGACAUGAAAUACAGAGGAGUAAAGAACUUUUACAUGUGUGAAAUUCGAAAAGACUUUACAAUUGAUGCAACUUUUAAGGGGAAUACAUCUCGUUUUCUAAAUCACAGUUGUGACCCCAACUGUAUAUUGGAGAAAUGGCAAGUUGAGGGGGAGACACGUGUAGGCGUUUUUGCCACUCAAUCAAUAAAAGUUGGAGAACCUUUGACAUACGAUUACCGAUUUGUGCAAUUUGGGCCUGAGGUGAAAUGCUAUUGUGGAGCUCCAUCCUGUCAGGGAUACCUUGGAACCAAAAGAAAGGUGAGUAAACUAAACCUUUGCUGGGGUUCAAAACGGAAGAGAACUUCCACUGCUUGCCUAGCUAUCAUAACACUAUGAUUUGUUUUCACAAUCUGUCAUGUUGUACAUCAUAUUUUCAUGUAAUAUUUUGCAAAGUGAAGAAAAGAUAGAAACAGCAAGAGAGAACAUCAGUCUGAAGGUAUAAACUUCCAUUUAAAAGAUAAAAAAAUUGUGAUUUUUGUUGAUUUGUCUUAUUGUCCUGACCUUUUCCCCAGAAUUUUCGGGUAGAUUGUUGAAAGAUUGAAACGAACACGUUAUUGAUUUCCCUUUGUUGGGUUACUCAAUGGGUAUUUUCAUGAAUAAUAAUUUUUUAUUUUA
Messenger RNA from Mangifera indica (mango), 1788 nucleotides. RefSeq names its product histone-lysine N-methyltransferase ASHR3. The record is from RefSeq and is a predicted model, not a curated record. Lineage: Eukaryota; Viridiplantae; Streptophyta; Magnoliopsida; Sapindales; Anacardiaceae. Gene Ontology annotation, cellular component: nucleus; chromatin. The transcript is spliced from 11 exons. Gene Ontology annotation, biological process: regulation of DNA-templated transcription. The coding region runs from base 10 to 1509 and encodes 499 amino acids. Gene Ontology annotation, molecular function: protein binding; histone H3K36 methyltransferase activity.